GACAGGCAGCAUGAGCCGUGUCAUCGUCAAGGGCAAGGCGGUCGUCGAUCCUCUCUCCAAGAUGGCCGAGUCGGGCACGGUGCUGCAGGAGGCCGAUGGCACGGUGUGGUCGGUCAUGCUCACGCUCACCGACGUCUCGUUUGGCGUCAAAGGACACAACAAGUUUUACGCCAUCCAAAUCAUUCUGCGCGAUACGGCGGUGCACGAAGCGCAUGUCUUCUUCAAGUGGGGCCGCAUCGGCGCCAAGACGCCGCAGCGCAAGCUCAUGGGCCCCAUGACGGUGGACGCGGCCAAAGCGCUCUUCACCGCCAAGUUUGAGCUCAAGACGGAGAACGCGUGGCCGCUCCAUUCGGCAGCGUUCGAGCCCGUGCCCCACAAGUACACGCUCAUCGAACUGGACUACACCGGCGACGACACCGACAACGCACCGACGACGACGACGGCGCCGGUUGUCGACGUGCCACCCUCGCGACUACCGCCGUCGGUCCAAGCCUUUGUCAAGAUGAUCUGCGACGUCGACUUGAUCGCGCAAGAGAUGGCCGAGAUGCACUUGGAUCUCAAACGCAUGCCAUUGGGUAAGCUCUCCAAGCACCAAAUCGACAAGGGCUACGCGAUUCUCGACCGCAUCUCGGGGGUGCUGCAAGACAUGGCCAGUCUCGAAGCCGAAAAGCCGACCGAGAACGACGACGACGCAGAGGAGGUGACGCGCUCGACGCGCCGUCGGUCAACGCGCAAGAAGGCACUGCCGACGAAGCUGCGCACGCAGCUCACCAAGUGCAAGGCGCAGCUGAAAUCGCUUUCGAGCGAGUUUUACACACUCGUGCCGCACGACUUUGGGAUGCACUUGCCGCCCGUGAUCGACUCGAUCUGGGAGCUCAAGCUCAAACUGGACCUCCUUGAAGUGCUCUCGGACGUGGAGAUUACGCAGAGAAUGAUCCGAGACAAGGCCGUCGUCGAUAUGAACCCCGUUGACGCCCACUACGCAUCGCUGCACACGGAAAUGGAAGAAGUCGACGCAUCUUGCGACGAGUUCAAGCGCAUUGCCGAGUACAUUGCGCUCACGCACGCGCCAACGCACCGCCAGUACGCGCUCCGAGUCGACGCCAUCCACCGCGUCCAACGCGAGGCCGAGAUGUCACACACGGCCCUCUUUGACGCCGUUGGCAACCACCAGCUUCUCUGGCAUGGCUCGCGCCUCGCCAACAUUGCGAGCAUUCUGACCAAGGGCCUGCGCAUUGCGCCGCCCGAGGCGCCGUCGACGGGCUACAUGUUUGGAAAAGGGGUGUACUUUGCCGACGUGGCGUCCAAGUCGGCCAACUAUUGCUGGGCAACCGCGACGCAAACCAAGGGUGUGCUUAUGCUCGCCGAAGUGGCGCUCGGGAAGACCCAUGACGUGCUCGAAGCGGAAGAGUUCAGCUACGACAAGGUCGAGCGCCUCGGGUGCGACUCGGUCUUUGGCAUUGGCCGCAUGACGCCGGCCACCGAGACCCACAUCACGUACGAUAAUGGCGUGCGAAUGCCCAAGGGUGAGCUCGAACCCACGGACGCCGACGGCUCGCUCCUCUACAACGAAUACGUCGUCUACCGCACCGAGCAAGUGCGUAUCCGCUACGUCGUAACCUUGCACUUUGACUUUACGACGGCAUGA
Molecule: messenger RNA, 1648 nt
Organism: Saprolegnia parasitica CBS 223.65
Lineage: Eukaryota; Oomycota; Saprolegniomycetes; Saprolegniales; Saprolegniaceae
Exons: 16
Coding region: 11-1648 (545 amino acids)
Molecular function (GO): NAD+ poly-ADP-ribosyltransferase activity
Source: RefSeq, a predicted model, not a curated record